Messenger RNA from Nanorana parkeri, 843 nucleotides. RefSeq names its product N-terminal Xaa-Pro-Lys N-methyltransferase 1 (gene NTMT1). Bases 34 to 705 code for a protein of 223 amino acids. The transcript has 4 exons. Lineage: Eukaryota; Metazoa; Chordata; Amphibia; Anura; Dicroglossidae. Gene Ontology annotation, molecular function: N-terminal protein N-methyltransferase activity. The record is from RefSeq and is a predicted model, not a curated record. Gene Ontology annotation, cellular component: cytoplasm.
CGGUGGCUGGUGGGAAGCGCCAUAAUUUCUACAAUGUCGACUGAACUAGUGGAAGACGAGUCUCAGUUCUACUGUAACGCAAAGAGGUACUGGAAGAAUGUUCCGCCUACAGUGGACGGGAUGCUGGGCGGCUACGGACACAUCUCCAGCAUUGACAUCAGUGGCUCCAAAAGGUUUCUACAGAGGUUCCUUCGAGACGGUCCUCAUAAGAUGGGCACAUCAUGUGCCCUAGACUGUGGGGCUGGCAUAGGUCGCAUCACCAAACGUCUCUUGCUGCCAAUAUUUAAAACCGUAGACAUGGUCGACGUCACAGAUGAGUUUCUAAGCAAAGCGAAGAGUUAUCUUGGGGAAGACGGGAAGAGGAUAGGCAACUUCUACUGCUCCGGGCUGCAGGAGUUUGCUCCAGAGCCAAACCGCUAUGACGUCAUUUGGAUACAAUGGGUGAUAGGACAUCUGACAGACAGCGACCUGGUGGACUUCUUAAAGCGCUGCAAAGCUGGCCUAAGACCCAACGGCAUAAUUGUCAUCAAGGACAACAUGGCCACAGAAGGCGUCAUUAUGGACGACGUGGACAGCAGCAUCUGCAGAGACCUGGACGUGGUAUGCAGAGUCAUCAGACAGGCCGGCCUCUCCGUCCUGGCCCAAGAGCGACAGGAGAACUUCCCUGAUGAAAUCUAUCACGUCUACUCCUUUGCCAUGAGAUAAAAGAAACGGCACGGGCUGCCCGUCAAGUCCUAACCAUGACCCGUCCACAGUAGACUGCUUUUCCAGGAAAGCUUGUUUGUGAGCAUGCUGAGUUUUAGAAACUGGACUACGGGAAGAAGGAAACUUGCAGAGUGCACA